AUGCCCUCAUCCGGCCUCCUUUGGGUGACGAUGCAGCCCCAAGCGUCGCUGCCAGACACCCAAUUCCACGACUGGUACAACAAUGAGCAUGGCCCGCUGCGUCUGCGUCUCCCCUUCGUCACCAACGGUUUCCGCUUCCGCGCGACCGACGGGCUCCAGCCCGAGUACGUGGCGCUUUACGAUAUCACGGACAUGGACGAGUUGACCCGCGAGACCUACCUGUCGCUGCGCACCGAUGUGAUCAAGACCGAGCGCGAGAAGAAGACUAUGGCCCAGAUCGACGUCGGGCGCAAGCUGUACGACCUCGCCGAUGAGCGUCGCCACCCGGACUUCCGCCCGCUCGAGUUCCAAGCCGAUGUCGAUGCCGAGACCCACGGCAGCGUGCUGGUGGCCGUCACCGUCGCCACGCACCCCGACCCAGCGAAGCAGGCCGAGCUGGAGCGCUGGUACCGCGAGGAACACUACGAGAUGCUCUCCAAAGUUCCCGGAUGGCGUCGCAGUCGUCGCUUCGUGACCGCCGCCAUUGACUCGGGUGCCCCGCGCGAGUCGCUCGCCCUGCACGAGUAUGCGCCUGUCAACGGCCUGGGUGGCCCGGCACACAAGGCGGCAAUGAACACCCUAUGGGGUCAGCGUCUCAUGGGCGAUGUUGUGACAUCCAAGAAGCGCCGCGUGUAUCAGUGGUACUACACGUUUGGCCCAGCUCCGCGGGAGCUGUGCUCGUUGGCUAAGCCGGACGUUGUCGGGCCCUGGACUUCCAACGACGGAAAAACUCACACCAUUCCCUCACCUUCGCGGCCCGCCCUGGAGUCGUUUGUCACUACAGCUGAUGGGGUCGAGCUCCCCUACCGGUUGGAGGGCACGACCGACCCCAAUGCGCCCGUGGUGGUGCUCAGCAACUCGAUUCUGGUCAACUGGAACAUCUGGGACCGCUUUGUCGAUGCCUUCUUCGCCCGAAAGCAGAACCAGCGUUACCGAGUCUUGCGCUAUCUGACACGCGGCCGCCGCUCACCGAGUGGCGAGCAGCCGGUCAACAUCGACCUACUAGCCUCCGACUUGGCUACACUGCUGGAUGCCUUGCGGGUGCCGCCCAAGGCUGCGCGCCUGAUUGGGGUCAGCCUGGGCGGUGUUACGGUGCUCAACACCUCUCUCCUCUACCCGUCCCGCGUUGCGGCCUUUAUCGCCUGCGACACUAACUCGUCCGCCCCGGAGUCCAACCGCAAGGCCUGGGGAGACCGCGUUGCCAUGUGUGAGCAGGAAGGCGCUACGGACCCGGCCACGAAGGAGCCCAUUGUGGGUGAAAAUCUGGCCGAGGUGACGACGCGGCGCUGGUUUGUCCCGGAAUCUUACGAGACCCAACCGGAGGUGCUCGCCCCCGUCAAGGAAGCGGUGCGCACCAACAGCCUGAAGGGCUUCGCCCACAGCGUGGAGGCGCUGUGCGCUUAUGAUAUCCGCGAGCGCAUGGCUUCUGCCACUGUUCCCGGUCUGUUUGUAGCGGGGGCUAACGACGGAGUCCUCCCGCAGACCAUGCGGAAGAUGGCUGCUGACCUGCGUGGUGGCGCCGAGCUCAAAAUCAUCGACCAGGCUGGCCAUCUCCCCAUGGUCGAGCAGCCCGUGGCCUUUGCGGACGUGGUGACGGAGUUCCUGGGCAAGAUUGAUGGCUAA
Penicillium lagena is the source of this 1662-nucleotide messenger RNA. Its product is annotated as putative alpha/beta hydrolase. Bases 1 to 1662 code for a protein of 553 amino acids. The transcript has a single exon. Lineage: Eukaryota; Fungi; Ascomycota; Eurotiomycetes; Eurotiales; Aspergillaceae. The record is from RefSeq and is a predicted model, not a curated record.